AUGACAGUCCAACAGAUUAACUCAAAUAUUUCUGACGACUCUGAUGAUAUGGUUAGUUUACCAUCCGAUGAAGAGAUUUAUAGGCGAAAAUAUCAGUUGUUAUUGGAACGAUGUGAAGUCUUGCAGCAGGAUAACGAAAGAAUUAUAAACAGAAUACAUGAAGCUAAGAAAAUAACAAAGCGCUAUCGAAAAGAUAUCAAUUUGCUAGUGGAACGUUUAGAUAGUCAUGGUGAUCAGUUUCGUACAGCAUCUUUGGAGAUAGAUACUAAGCCCGAGGUAACGGUUCGACCUCCUCGGGCUGGGGCCAAAACGCCUGCUGUUGCUAAACAGACAGAAAAACCAAGUUCUGCUAAUCCUAAGAAACCAGGGCCUAAGAGAAAAAGUAAAGCAGAUAAGCCUGAGAGAGAUCCAAAUGCUCCUAAGAAACCUUGCAAUGCCUUCUUCCAAUUCUGUCAAGAACAGCGGCCACUGGUUGUAGCUGAAGCAAAUUCGGAAAUGGGUACAGAACCAUCUAAAAAGGAAGUUACCAGACAAUUAGCAUCGAGAUGGAGGUCACUUAGCUAUGAUGAAAAAAGGGUAUAUGUUGCAAUGUUUGAGAGAUCAAAGGAAAAGUAUGCAGAACAAAUGUCCGCCUACAUCAAGAAGGAACAAUGA
Messenger RNA from Arctia plantaginis, 654 nucleotides. The record is from the annotation of a GenBank genome assembly. NCBI's taxonomy places the organism in Eukaryota, Metazoa, Arthropoda, Insecta, Lepidoptera, Erebidae.